Molecule: messenger RNA, 5030 nt
Organism: Aethina tumida (small hive beetle)
Lineage: Eukaryota; Metazoa; Arthropoda; Insecta; Coleoptera; Nitidulidae
Gene: Cka
Product: striatin-3
Exons: 7
Coding region: 551-2677 (708 amino acids)
Molecular function (GO): protein binding
Source: RefSeq, a predicted model, not a curated record
AGACAUGUAUUAAUGUAUAUUGGUGUAAUCUGGGUUGCCUAAUAUGUUAUCAUGAGUGAUAUAUAAAAAAAUCCGUAAUUUUUAAAAGUGACAUUUAAAUAAUUUUACCCAAACGAAAAAAUUAAAUAAUCGUAGUUUUGAAGACUGUAAGAAAAGGCUGCGAAUCAUGAUUGAAAAAUGUAUCAAAAAUCAUAGAGGAACAACGGUAAUCCGGUGUACGUAAAAAUACGGUGGUGGGGAUGCUUCAAAAUGUCUGACGUUUCGGGCAAGAGGAGCAAGAGAGAGAGCAUGUAUAACAGAAACACAGGUCUGACAGAAAGGCGAAAAUUUACCAGAUGUUAAUGGUGGAUCGGAAGUAAAUCGUGAAAUUUUUCCAUGUUAUUUUAAGUUUUCCCGUGCGGUCAACCUGGUUAGUCGGCAAUAAAAACGGACGGCGUCGAAACUAGUUAUGUGCAUGUGAGAGAGUCCGUGGUGCGUACUCACUACCCAGCUAGUGAACCCGUGUGUAUCGUUAAAAAUGGCGAUUUGAACGUCGAGCAAUGGUGGACGUAUGAACCACAGAACAUCCAAAUUAUCCGAUUUUCGUUUUGUCACAAUGGACGACAGCACCUUGAACCAUCAGAACGGCGGCCAAAUGGGCCCACAGAGCGGAUCCGCGGCCAACAACAAACAGAUCGAGGAGAGCAACCCCAAAACCCAGCAAUACUCCAUUCCCGGAAUACUUCACUUCAUCCAGCACGAAUGGGCACGGUUCGAAUUGGAACGGUCACAAUGGGAGGUCGACAGGGCCGAAUUGCAAGCCCGCAUCGCGUUCCUCCAGGGCGAAAGGAAGGGCCAGGAGAAUCUGAAGAACGAUCUGGUGCGUCGCAUCAAGAUGUUGGAGUACGCGCUGAAACAGGAACGGGCCAAGUACCACAAGCUGAAGUACGGCACCGAGCUGCAGCAAGGCGACAUGAAACCGCCGCCGAUGAACGAGGACGCAUUCGACACGUUGGUCGAUCCGGAUCCGCCGUAUGUGUCGCCGCCUAACACCACGUGGAAACAGGGCAGGCAGUUGCUCAGGCAGUACCUGCGGGAGAUCGGCUACACGGACCGCAUCAUCGACGUGAGAUCGACGCGGGUUCGCGCCCUCUUAGGGCUCAACAACAACAAUGCGGAACAGGAGGAGAACCUGAACGGCGGCGGUGUCAACGGUAACGACACCAACAAGCGGUCGUCCGAGACUCAAGGUAGAAGAACACCUAGCAAAAAGAAUCAGCCCAGUUCGCUCGCGGAGGCGAUGCUUUUGGACACCGAAGCGUCCGUCAUGGCGAACCUGGACUUUCUGACCAACACGGACGUCGACAUGGACGACGAGGACGAUAUGAGCGACGAAGUUGACUUGGAACCGUCCGACGACAUCGAGGACGAAGUCAAGGUGUCGAAACACAAAGGGGACGAUGUCGACGCUAUCGCGCUCGAAGUGUUCAACGAGCUGAACCGGCUUUCCGAGACGGAGAAGAAGCAGGACAUCAAAACGGAACAAGGCGAAUGGAAUAAAGGCAUAAGCGGCCAAAAACGUCCUCUCGGCCUGAAUGACGACGAGAACAUGGACUCGUCGCUGGGUCUGGGCGAGCUGGCCCAGCUCACCGUCAACAACGACGCCGAGACGACCUACGACAUCGCCAGCAGCAAGGAGGCGUACCGGAAGACGUGGAACGCCAAGUACACGUUGCGCAGCCACUUCGACGGCGUCCGUGCCCUCGCCUUCCAUCCCAACGAGCCGGUCCUGAUCACCGCCAGCGAGGAUCACACCCUCAAACUCUGGAACCUGCAGAAGACGGUGCCUGCGAAGAAGAGCGCCUCGUUGGAUGUGGAGCCGUUGUACACGUUCCGCAGCCACAACGGACCGGUGCUGUGUCUGGCGAUCUCGGGGUCCGGAGAGCAUUGCUACUCCGGUGGUCUGGACGGCGUCAUCAACUGUUGGAACAUCCCCAACUCGAAUAUCGAUCCGUACGACCUGUUCGAACCGGACAUACUCAGUACCACGUUGCAAGGCCACUCUGACGCCAUCUGGGGCCUGUCUGUGCUCAACUCCAGGCAGCAUGUUAUUUCUUGUUCCGCCGACGGCAGCGUUAAGCUUUGGGCUCCGCACAGCAAGGUGCAAUACCUCAAUACAUUCACUUCGGAGCAGGACGGCAUACCGUCGAGCGUCGAUUUUACCCGUGACGACACGAACCGCGUGGUUGCCUCGUUCUCUAGUUCGCAUUGCGUCGUCUUCGAUACGGAGACGGCUAAGCCGGUGGUGCGUUUCGAAUCGACGCAGGAGAGUGCGAACGCCGCCGCCCGACAAAUCAACAAGCUGGUCUGCCAUCCGACGCUGCCGCUCACCAUCACCGCCCACGAGGAUCGACACAUCCGUUUCUGGGACAACAACACGGGCAAGAUGGUACACUCGAUGGUCGCCCAUCUCGAGGCCGUUACUAGUCUGGCGGUCGAUCCGAAUGGGCUCUAUCUGCUCUCAGGUUCCCACGAUUGUUCGAUACGACUGUGGCAUCUGGACAACAAGACCUGCGUGCAGGAGAUCACCGCGCACCGCAAGAAGUUUGACGAGAGCAUCUUGGACGUGGCGUUCCAUCCGACGCGGCCGUACAUCGCGAGCGCCGGCGCCGACGGUCUCGCCAAGGUGUUCGUCUAAGGUCGCCUCUCGUCGCAGUAUGGGGCGGCACGCGCGCCGCCCGACGUCGCACUGCCCACGUUCGCGGAACCUAUCCCACGCACUCCCCCCUCACAAACACACACACACACCCUGCCCACACAUGCCAAUGUGUCGCUGUGCCGCAUAAUGGUAAGAACGGACGAAUCGACGGAUGGUGCCCGGGAUCCUCAAGCCCUAGCCGCCCCCCUCUACCACACCCUCGGUCGUUUUUUAUGAAGUAUAUUAGGUAAAACAAUUGUCCCCCGUUCCGGCGGAUUAUGGUUGCUUGUCUCCGGCCUGGAAUUAAUGGACGGUGGACUUUGAUGUUCGAGUAAAACGCGUACCACGGACAAAACGACCACGCACUAGAGCAGACGGUUGAAGCACCAUUUAUCAUUUACUUUUUGUUUAUACAGUGCUGUCAAUAUUUCCAAUACACAUAAAUAUAUUUUAGUCAUAAGCAUAUUUUACAGUGCAUCUAAUUAUUUAUUAAUUUUUACUCUUAAGCUCAAACGAUUUGCAUGCUGAUUAUUGUUGCGAUAUGGAUUAAUCCGAAGGCGUCCCACUAAAAUGUGGCGCUCUCUCUAGUCGUGUGUGGUUUGUCCAAGAUGCUGUACGAUAUGUAUAAGGCUUUUUUCACGAUUACUUUUGAUGUACAUAAUACAAGCAAAACAUUUUAAUCAUUUGUAUAUACUCAAUAUUUACUUUAGAUCAAUAUUUUAAAUUUAUUUUCUUUUUGUAAAUAAGUUGUUUUAUUUAUUUCCUAAUAUUAAUUUUGUCACGGUACUUUGUCAAGUGUGAAUCACAGUGUAUAUAAAGUUCUCCGCUUGUAUUUAGAAGAUUUACAGUCAGCCUCGUACGAUAUAAUAAUGAAAUAACAAAAAAAUUAAACGGUAGCCAUAAGAAAUUGAUGUAUAAAGAUAAUUAAUUCUUAGUUACGUUAUCUUUAAAAUACACAGCAGGUUAACGGACCGUGUAGAUUUAGAUUAGAAUUUGCUAAAUAAGUCAUAUUUAAAGUAUACCUAAAUUUUUGCAUAUAACACACAUGAAUAUAAUUUAGAUGUUUGUUUCACACUAUUUUCCAGACAUUGAAAAGACACUAAAGUUAAUAACCACAUACUCAGUUAAAACCGACAAUUAUUUCUUGUGCAUCAUGAUCUAUAAAUACAAAACAGAAGGAACUUGUACACCUAGCAAAAUUCAUUUGUUUAUAGUCAUCACAUUGACUUCUAAACCUCCAUCUAGAAUAGACUAACUGACUGGAGAACUUUUGGUUUUUAACAUGCUUGUCGAGGGCUCCGAAUGGAUGUUCUCGAAAGAAUUUCACGUUAUAGACAAUUUUGAUAUUUUUAUAAACGUUAUUCUCAAUUCUACAAAUAAGAAACUGUCCUAACAUUGUUAAUACGUGCUUGAACACAAGCGAUGGAGCGUUUCAAUCUGCCAAACUAUCUCAUACGUUUUCGAAUUUGUUUAUGAAAAGUACAAAACGCCGUUGUUGAACUUAGGACGUAUUUAUUUUGUAGCUCGCCUCGUACGUAAGUUUUAUUCAAUGUAAAACAGCAGUUUUUUAAGACAUUUCGUAGUGUGCUGCUGCGGAGUAUUUAAAAUAAUUCAAUAUUCAAACUUUUAAAAAGUAAAUAAAUUGCGAACGAUUUUUAUAUAAAGCAUAUAAUAGCAAUAACUUAAAACAUUUGUAAAACUCUUCCAGUUCUGUUGAAACACAUUGUGAUAGAAAAACUGUUAUAUAAACUGAAUUUAGGUGAAACUUGUAUUAGAUCAUUAUGUUUAUUUGAUCUUACAACAAUUAAUUUGUGUUCGAAAAUUCCACGUGUCUUUUGCUUGCACUUUAGAAACAUUGGGAUUACAUGUGAUAACCAUAACAAAUUUUGUAGGUUUUGAUCUGUAAUGAUUGUGAAAAACCAUAUAAACUUUAUGUAAUUUAUAUUUUGAUAUAUGUAGAGUACUUUUAUAUUUUUUAUGUUAUAAGCGAACUAUUUUUUUAGACUUAUUUAUCCAAUGUAAUUUGUCGUUUAGUAUAGUUACGUUUAAAAAAAUAGAUCAACAUGUAUUUAGUAGUGGUAAUUCUUAUAUUUGUGAGUGUAUAAUAUUGAAAUUAUAUAAUGUAUAAAUAUAAUAACUCCAAAAGUAACAAUAAAAUUUAUAUUGUAAAUUCAAUUAUCAUCAUUCAAAAAAUCGGACGCUAACGAUUCCAGUAUUUACACCAAAAAUAAUUGCGUAAAAAACUCAUACAUAUGUAACGGUUUAAGUUGAUAAAACUGCGCUGUCAAAUACGAAUUUCUGUAUUAGGAUAAGGAAAACAAUAAACUGUACAUAUAUAAAGUUAUAAUAACCA